Messenger RNA from Effrenium voratum, 467 nucleotides. The record is from the annotation of a GenBank genome assembly. Lineage: Eukaryota; Dinophyceae; Suessiales; Symbiodiniaceae.
AAGUUCAACAUCGGCCCCUUGGCCAAAGCUUUACAUUUAGUCUGUGCAGUACGGCAACGGACACAAGUCCUACAUUUGACGCAUCGGCAGCUUUCGCCCUUGCGUCCUUGUACAUAUAUUGAAAUGGCAGCAAUUGAUUGGCUUCCGGUUGUGCGUGCCGGCAUGGUCUCCAUGUGGAUUGAAUUGUCUUUCAUGAUCUUCUUUGCGUUGGGUUUCGUGCUGCUGCGCAACGGAGUUUUCAGUUUCCUGGGACCUGGCAAUGCAAAGAAGGGUGAUUAUGGUAAGAGCUCAAGAAGAGCGGCGCAGUUUAGCAGCAAGUCGAAGAAGAUCAUUGAGGCUGAGGCCUCUUCCGGCAAUGCGAAGGAGGUGCUCAAGGCCUGGAGGCUCGGACAAGGAGCUCCAACUCCCAAGGAGCUGUUCAAAGUGGUCGUUCAAGCUUUCAUCGACGCAGAACCCGAAUCCCUUGU